AUGAAUGAAGAGGUUAACAUCCAGCAGCUCAAGUUGCUGAAGCGGAUAUUUGAGGAGGCCGAUGAGGAUGGCAGUGGGGAGCUGGACAUCGAUGAGUUUUGUGACAAGCUUGGUCCCUACCUGGGCGACGUGGCGGGUCACGCGCUGAAGACGCGGGAGGAGAUCCGGCAGCUGUUCAUGAAGAUUGAUGCGGAUGCGGGAGGGACUGUGGACUGGGAUGAGUUCACCAACUUCAUGUUCCUGGAGCGGGCUCAGAUGGUCGGGGAGAGCGCCAGUGAGAACUGGAGGCUGUUCCCGCAGGCGAGUUGCAAGGAGAGCGACUUCCGUGACCGCAACGACCUUGGCGUUACCCACCGCGGACCCGUUGACCGAGUGCUGUACGUUGACUUUGUGGACAAGUACGUGUCCUGCGGGCGAGACGGUACAUUCCGUCUUUGGAACGGAGUCGAUCUUCGCCACUACAAGACCAUUCCGUUGGGCGGGUCUUGGAUCACGGACGCCAUCUUCAUGCCCAACACGCGCAAGCUGGUGUUCACGACUGCAGACAGGGCGAUAUCGUACUAUGACGCGAACCGCGGGUCGUUCGAGCUGACGGGGCGGCUGUACGCGAGCGGUGGUAUGGGUGUUCCCCAGUGCAUGACGCUGGUGACCAACGAGGCGGGUGAGCAGCUGGUGUACGGCGACUCCAAGGGGGCGGCCAUCAUGCUGCUGUGCGGCUCUAGGGAGUGGCCGGCUAGGGACCUCAUAAGUACGGAAGAACACCAGGACUAUAUCUACAUCCAUCAGGACCACACCGACUGGGUCAGCCAGAUUACCUGGGUGCCGGAAAUCGGGCUGGUGUCCGCCUCCCUGGACUCGACCAUCAAGGUGUACGACUUUGUACGGGAGCGUGUGAUUAACACAUGCACCCACCACUCCAAGUCCGUGCAUGGCUUCGUGUGGUGCAGGGCCUACUCCAUGUUCGCUUCAUGCGGUCAGGAGCGAGAUGUCAUUUUGUGGCAGGGCAAUACCAUGAGAAAGGUGGGCGACCUGACGGGGCACACCGCCAGCAUUUCCCACAUCGCACUGGACGAGCGACUCAACCACGUGUUCACCUUGGCAGUGGACAAAGUCAUAAAGGUUUGGGACCUCCGAAACCACAAGUGUCUCCAAACCCUAACGGAGGACGACUGGCGGCGGGCCGAGGAAUCCAAACCUAACUGCCUCGUGUACGACCAUGUACACCGGCGUUGCGUCACUGCCGUAUCCAAGCCGUACGUUUGGGUGCACAAGAUGGUGGCGCAGGACCGUACAGGCCACAUGGAGCCCAUUCGUGCUGGUCUGUUCAACUCCAUCUUCGGGGUGGUGGUGACUGUGGACGAGGGCGGGACCGUGUGUGUUUGGGACCUCAUGACGGGGACCCGGGAGGGUCGGUUCACUCGCUCCCAGGGCGACUCCCGCAUCACAACUGCCUGCUUUGACCGGAACCAACGGCGACUGCUAACCGCCGCCAACGACGGUACCGUUAGUAUGUGGAACUUCAACAACGGAUCGCUGCUACGAGAAUACAAACACGAGGAGGAGCAGUUGGAAGUUACGACGGUUGAGUACGCGGCGGAUGAGAAGAGGCACGCUGACUCGGUGUAUGCGGCGGGGUGGAACGCCAAGGUGUUCGUAUGGGACGAUAUGGACACAUCAAGCGGCGUGGUAACCGAGUACCGCACAUUCGAAGGUCAUCGUGAAGACGUUCUGUCCAUGGCUGCCCUGCCCCAGCGCCACCUGCUGGCCACAGGGGACUACGAGGGCAGGAUAAACGUGUACCACCUGUUCACAGGUGAGCGACGAACGUCCCUGUUCCACCGAGCCGAGCGUUACGAGUCGUCUGUGGAGCGGUUAUGUUGGUUGCUGCCGCCAAGCCGGUCUCGGAGCCUGGCCGCUUCAAUGGCGGGAUCCAUGUCGGCGUCCAUGAGCGGCGGAGGGGGAUUUGCCGCCGCCGCAGCGGCUGCCGCGGCGGCGGCGGCGGCGGUGGCGGCUGCCGCCGCUGCCAGCAGCGGCGACGGCUCGGCGGGCGGGGAUGGCGCCGGUAGCGGCGGCGGUCCUUGCCUGCUGAUUUCGUUUGGCGGCGACGGGCUGAUGCGGGUGUGGCUGAUCGGCGCCACAGGGAAGCUGAUAGCCACGCUCCCCGCCGCCCAAGGGCGGUUGGAUGUAGUUACUGCCUGUACGGCAUCCCCCGAACACGACCACCUGGUAGCAGGCGACACUUCGGGACACAUCCGGGUAUGGGAUCUACGAGCAGGUGUACGAACAGGAUCCAUACAGGCAUGUCGCGACUCAUUCCGACAGAGGGCUCACUGGUUGGCUCACAACGGGGCAAUCAGCGGUCUGUCAGUGGUUCCGGAGCGGGGCAUCAUAGUUGCGGCAUCCAAGGACUGCAACGCAUCGCUGUGGGACAUGGACGGCUGCCUGGUGGGUAUCCUCGGGGAGCACUGCUGGCAGUUGGAGCGGCGCAAGAGCUGGCAGGACCCCCGGGGGGAGAAGCGCCGGCCCCCCUUGGCGGAGACCGACAACCUCUACCUAGCAGGUCGUGGGGGCGUGUGGGACCCGGAAGGUGCCUCCAAUGAUGCGGAGGAGGCCGGCGGCAGCAGCAACAGUGCUGGUGCUGGCGCUGGUGCUGGUCGGGGGGCUCGUAGCAGUGGAGGCAGCCGCAGCAGUGGCGGUGGUGGCAGUGGCGGUGGCGGUGGAGGAGGGGGGUUGCGGGGCUCAGCGAGUGGGGAGCAGGACGUGUUCAAGGACUACUCCCCCAUGCAGCGAGCAGCGCUCAAAUUGGAGGAGAAACGGAGCCGGGCGCGGGAGGCCGAGCGGUCGCUUCCUCGCGGGGCCCACUCCCAGCUGAAAGUGCACAGCCUCAAGGACGUACCCGCUUCCGCGCGGGAGCUUCUAGGUCAGGACAUGCGCACAAACCGCGGUGGCGGCGGCGGCGGCGGCGGCAAGAAUACGGCAGCGGGAGGGGCCGGCGGCGGCGGCGGCGGCCUAAGCGCACGCGGCGGGAACCCAACCCACGGCUCGAGCCCAUCCGGUAGCGGCUAUGGCAACAGCAGCGGCAAUGGCAAUGGCGGACCGCCGCCCGCGCUGCUAUUUCGCGCACAGUUGCUGGGGCACCGUUCAUGA
Volvox carteri f. nagariensis is the source of this 3147-nucleotide messenger RNA. RefSeq lists its product as uncharacterized. NCBI's taxonomy places the organism in Eukaryota, Viridiplantae, Chlorophyta, Chlorophyceae, Chlamydomonadales, Volvocaceae. Gene Ontology annotation, molecular function: protein binding; calcium ion binding. The coding region runs from base 1 to 3147 and encodes 1048 amino acids. The transcript has 24 exons. The record is from RefSeq and is a predicted model, not a curated record.